Erigeron canadensis is the source of this 1050-nucleotide messenger RNA. Its product is annotated as L-type lectin-domain containing receptor kinase VIII.2-like. NCBI's taxonomy places the organism in Eukaryota, Viridiplantae, Streptophyta, Magnoliopsida, Asterales, Asteraceae. The record is from RefSeq and is a predicted model, not a curated record. The coding region runs from base 1 to 1050 and encodes 349 amino acids. Gene Ontology annotation, molecular function: carbohydrate binding. The transcript has a single exon.
AUGUCGAUUCUUUCUACUUUUGUCACAAACACCAAAAUACACAACCUUUUAUGUACAUACUCUCUGUUUUCACUCUGUUUUUCCGCACUCACUGAAGCAACAACAUUUGAUAUCCAAAACACCACAAACUUCAAGUUUUUAGGAGAUGCCCACAUGCUCAACAAUACUUUUAGACUCACUCGCGACCUCAUCGUACCCAAUUCCAGUGCAGGCCGGGUUUUAUACAGUAAGCCCAUAAGAUUUUGUCAACUCGGAAACCCAAAUCCAACCAGUUUCGCCACUCAUUUUUCAUUUUCUAUUCUUGAACUAAACCCGAAUUCUAUUGGCGGUGGUUUCGCUUUUGUUAUAUCACCAGACGAUAGAUCAGUUGGAGCCGCUGAUGGGUUUCUUGGGAUUCCAGCUGGCUCUGUUGCAGUCGAGUUUGACACGGUUAAGGAUAUGGAGUUUAAGGAUAUUAAUGGCAACCAUGUUGGUCUUGAUGUCAACUCAAUGGUUUCUUUACGAGCUACUAAUUUGGAUUUGGUUAAUGUAGAUAUAAAAAGUGGGAAGUUAAUUCACUCGUGGGUCGAGUAUUCCGGGUCAAAUCAUCAACUAAGAGUGUACAUUUCGGAUUCUAAAACAAAGCCCAAAUCACUAGUUUUAUCAGUCACUAUAGAUCUUUCUCAAUACGUAAACGAGUUUAUGUUUGUUGGAUUUUCCGGGUCAACUCAAGGGAGUACUGAAGUUCACUCUGUUGAAUAUUGGAUUUUUACUUCAGCUUUUGAUGACCCAAAUACAGAACUCGGGCCAAACUCACCGCCUAUUUCGAAUUUCGAGCCCCCGUUUAACCCAAUGCCAUAUUUGAUGCCACCAACAAUAUCAACUUCUACUCACAUGACCCGAAAGCAUCGUAAGCUGAAUAAACUGAUUAGAGGGCUGGUGGGGGCGUUGGUUGGGAUUGUUGUGUUGACUGGGGGCAUAAGCAUCUACCUAAAAUAUCAAAAUGGAGAUCAAAAUCAGUACUAUAAUAUCUGCAAUUGUUGUUCAAAUGUGAAUAAUGUAGCCGUUUAA